Pyricularia pennisetigena is the source of this 2583-nucleotide messenger RNA. RefSeq lists its product as uncharacterized. The transcript has 4 exons. The record is from RefSeq and is a predicted model, not a curated record. Gene Ontology annotation, biological process: transmembrane transport. Gene Ontology annotation, molecular function: transmembrane transporter activity. Lineage: Eukaryota; Fungi; Ascomycota; Sordariomycetes; Magnaporthales; Pyriculariaceae. Bases 1 to 2583 code for a protein of 860 amino acids.
AUGAAUUUCAGACCAAGAUCACCGUCGCUCAGGAGCGAGAAGGAGGCACGGCCAGGUAGAGCUUCCACUGACGACGAUAUCGAGGCGGCUCAGCCAGCAACCCAUGAUGCCGCUGUUGGCGCAGGCACCGGUUCCGGGAAAGCUGAUGAAGCUCACUCUACUCCUCUCGCCCGAGAACAACAUGCCGGAUCCCAAGCCGAAGCAAAGGGGCACAGUUCUUCAGAUGCUGCCGCCGUAAGCCCUGGGGGCAUGUAUAACCCACGCAGUCUAAGGUUCUGGGCAAUCAUGGGCUGCAAUUUCCUCGCCCUGUUCCUGGUGGCUCUCGACCGAACAAUACUCGCCACCGCGGUGCCCAAGAUAACAGACGAGUUCCACAGCUUGGGUGAUGUCGGCUGGUACGCCUCGUCAUACAUGCUGACCACAUCAGCGUCCCAACUUUUGUUUGGCAGGAUAUACAAGUUCUAUCCUACAAAAUGGACGUUUCUUAUUUCCAUCGUCGGUUUUGAGAUUGGUUCUGCCAUAUGUGGCGCAGCACCCAGUUCAACCGUCUUCAUCGUGGGAAGGUCCAUUGCUGGCCUAGCGUCCGCCGGCAUAUUCACAGGAUGCAUGCUGAUGUUUAUGAUGGUGCCGUUGCACAAGAGGCCCAUGUUUCAAGGCCUUUUCGGAAUGACGUUUGGCCUUGCCUCAGUCAUGGGCCCCUUGGUCGGUGGCGCCUUCACAGGGACAGUGACUUGGAGGUGGUGUUUCUACAUGAAUCUGCCAAUCGGACUUGUGGCCUUCGUAUGCAUGAUCUUGUGGUGGACUCCACCCGAGAAACGGACGGAGCCGGCGCCGCUCCUCACGCAUUUCAAGCGUCUCGAUCCACUCGGAACCUUCUUCUUCCUGCCCGCCGUUGUUUCGCUUCUGUUGGCAUUGGAAUGGGGCGGCUCGACCUAUUCGUGGAACAGCGGUGUCAUCAUCGGUCUCUUCGUAGCAUGCGCAGUUUUGGUCUCGGCAUUUGUGGCCGUUCAGAUUCUGCGCCCCGAGACGGCCACGAUCCCGGCACGAGUAAUCACCCAGCGGAGUGUCUUGUUUGCGACCGUCUUUACCUUUUUUAUCGCAGGCGGGAUGCUCAUGUGCGUUUACUUCCUCCCGAUAUGGUUCCAGACAGCCCAAGGGGUUGAUCCACUGCGCUCGGGAAUAUACACAUUGCCGCUGGUGCUCUCACUAGUUGUUUCGAGCGCCAUGUCGGGCAUUUUUACGUCAAAGAUCGGCUACUAUAUGCCCUCGAUGCUGCUAUGUCCGGUCAUCAUGGCAAUCGGCGAGGGUUUGAUGAGCACAUUCAGCCCAACCACGGACUCGGGCCAUUGGAUCGGUUUCCAGUUUCUCACAGGAUUUGGUCUGGGCUUUGGCAUGCAAACCGGAGGCUUGGCAAUCCAGACUGUCCUGCCCAUGGCUGACGUCUCGACCGGAAUCGCAAUCAACAUGUUCGCCCAGCAGCUAGGAGGUGCUGUGUUCACCUCGGUUGGGCAGGCAAUCCUGAGUAAUGUUUUGGUGAGGCAGUUGGUGGGCGUCGAUGGGCUGCAGGCUGAGGAAAUUAUCAAGGGAGGCAUCACCAACCUUCUAAGUCAUGUGCGCCGCGAAGAACGAAGCUUGGUUAUAAGCGCAUACAACUUCGCCUGUACUAGGAUUUUCUUGGCUGCCAUGGGGCUCAGUUGCUGUGCCCUCCUAUGCGCUUUCUGUAUGGAGUGGAGAAGCAUCAAGAAGCCGCACUCAGACAACGGUGUCCCUCAAGAUGCAAACGGCAACACAGCCCCAGCUUUACUCGUCAAGGAGGGGGCCAUGCCCGAUACCGAUUCCGUUCCAGACACCGAGCGGGACGCUACCAGCAAUAAAGAAUUCACGGAGACCACACGACAUAGAGAUGCUAGAUCAGGAUUGGAGCCGGGAGCCGUCAACAGCAACACAGCAUCGGAGGCUAGCUUCGCAGACACGCCCAUGAACCGUCACUCACUCGGGCACAAGGAAAUCCCUAUCAUCGCGAAGCACACCAACGGCCUUGUGAUAGGCGUCGUGCCGUAUGCAGAAAGCCCAACCGAUGAAUCGACGGAGGACCAGUUCUUUUCUGAAGAUACUCAGUCGGACCCAGCACCGAUGACAUUGGCAGAGAGAGAGACAGAGACAGAGAGAGAGAAAGAGACAGAGGCAGAGAGAGAGAACGAGAUAGAAGCAGAGAGAGAGAAAGAGACAGAGGUAGAGAGAAGGAAAGAGACAGAGGUACAGAGAGAGACCGAGGCAGGGACAGGGACAGGGACAGGGACAGGGACAGAGGCAGAUGCGGAUGCAAAGGCAGAGGCACAGGAAGACGGCAGUGAUGGUGACAGCUUCGUGACAGUGACAGAGGAUACUAACCUGGAUGGGCAAGCCACAGACCAGGGAGAAGUAUCCAAAGACCAAGGAGAAAUAGCCAAAGACCAAGGGGACAUGCUGCCUCGCGGCAGCCUAGAUCUGCUUUUCCUACUCACACCAGCGGUGCAGAAGAGCAGCGGGAUGGACAUGAAGCCAGAGGAAUCGGAAAAAAUGCUGGAUCACAGGCAGGCAUGA